Molecule: messenger RNA, 2601 nt
Organism: Symbiodinium necroappetens
Lineage: Eukaryota; Dinophyceae; Suessiales; Symbiodiniaceae
Source: the annotation of a GenBank genome assembly
AUGGCGACCACCAUGCUGAUGCUGUUUUGGGUGAGCGUACCUUGCCUCGCCUUCCAAGCCUUCAGGAACAGGUCCGAACUCCAGCAGGCAGUCGAUGGAUGGCAAAGCCUCGGAGGAAAGGAGACGGUUCAGUCCACCUACGGGGACAUUGCACACUGGGACGUGUCUGCCGUGACAGACAUGAGCCGCCUCUUCGAGAGUCUCGACAGCUUCAACGAGAACAUCGUCGCUUGGAACGUUUCGGCCGUGACAGACAUGAAGCGUAUGUUCUACAUGGCGAGUUCUUUCAACCAGCCUCUUGGCUCCUGGGAUACGUCCUCCGUGAUUGACAUGAGCUACAUGUUCUAUGGAGCAGGUGCUUUCGAUCAGCCAAUCGGUUCCUGGGAGACGUCCUCGGUGACUAACAUGAGCCACAUGUUCUACGGGGCAGGUACUUUCGAUCAGCCCAUCGGCCCUUGGAACACCUCUUCUGUGACCAGCUUCAACGGCAUGUUUGCUGGCGCUGUCGCUUUCAAUCAGCCCAUCGACUCCUGGAAUACGUCCUCCGUUAUGGACAUGAGCGGCAUGUUCGAAGAAGCACUGGCUUUCAGUCAACCCAUCGGCUCGUGGGAUACAUCCUCAGUGGUUGACAUGAGUUUCAUGUUCAGUCAAGGUGACAGGAGCUCGUGGUAUGAGCCUCUGGACUACAGCUACGGCUAUGGUUACGGCUACUGGUACGGCUCCAGCUACGGCUAUGGUCCUGCAAGUUAUGGUUUCAAUCAUCCCAUCGGUUCGUGGAACACGGCGUCCGUCACCAACAUGAGUGGGAUGUUCAGAGGCGCGCAGGAAUUCAAUCAGCCCAUCGACACUUGGGACACGUCUUCAGUGGCUGACAUGAGCCGCAUGUUCGAGUCUAAUCGAGCUUUCAAUCAGUCUGUCGGCUCCUGGAACACAUCCUCUGUGACCGGCAUGAGAGGGAUGGAAAGCAGACUUUUUAAUCAGCCCAUCGAAUCUUGGAAUACAGCUUCGGUGACUGACAUGAGCUACAUGUUCUGCUAUGCAAGUGCUUUCAAUCAGCAAAUCAGCUCGUGGAAUACUUCCUCGGUGACUGACAUGACCUACAUGUUUUGCGACUCGGGUUUCGACCAGCCACUGGGCUCUUGGAAUACCCGCUCCGUACGGAGUAUGCGUGGCAUGUUCUGGGGCGCAUGGGCUUUCAAUCAGCCCAUCGGUGUGUGGAACACGUCUUCAGUGACUGACAUGAGCCGCAUGUUCUACUGGGCAGGUGCUUUCGAUCAGCCAAUCGGUUCCUGGGAGACGUCCUCGGUGACUGACAUGAGCUACAUGUUCUACGGGGCAGGUGCUUUCGAUCAGCCAAUCGGUUCCUGGGAUACCUCCUCUGUGACCAGCAUGCACGGUAUGUUCUGGGACGUUUACGCUUUUAAUCAACCCAUCGGCGUGUGGAACACCUCUUCUGUGACCGACAUGGGCUCGAUGUUCAGGGGCGCUAGAGCUUUCAAUCAGCCAAUCAGAUCGUGGAAAACAUCCUCUGUGACCGAUAUGAGUGAGAUGUUCAGGGGCGCAAAUGCUUUCAAUCAGCUCAUCGACUUGUGGGACACCUCUUCCGUGACCAGCAUGCGGCAGAUGUUUCGCCAAUGCUAUGCUUUCGAUGAACCCAUCGGCUCAUGGAACACCUCGUCUGUGACCGACAUGAGCGAGAUGCUCAGGAAUGCUGCAGCGUUCAAUCAGCCCAUUGGCUCCUGGAUAACAUCCUCUGUGCGAACGAUGACUGGCAUGUUCAGGGGCGGGGCAAUCUUGUUCAAUCAACCCAUCGGCUCCUGGGAUACGUCUGCAGUGACUGACAUGAGCGAAAUGUUCGGUGAGGGUUCUGAUUUCGAUCGCAUCGCGUACUACGUGUUCGCUGGGGCUCGUGAUUUCAAUCAGCCCAUCGGCUCAUGGGACACAUCUUCUGUGACGGACAUGAGCCACAUGUUUCGGGGUGCUGAAGCUUUCAAUCAGCCCGUGGGCUCGUGGGACACGUCAUCUGUUCAACGGAUGCAAAGGAUGUUCAGCAGUGCACAUGUUUUUAACCAACCCAUCGGAUCUUGGGAUACCUCGUCUGUUUCCAGGUUGGACUACAUGUUCGAGGAAGCAAAGGCUUUCGAUCAACCCAUUGACUCCUGGGACACCUCUUCUGUACAGGACAUGCGAGGGAUGUUCUUGAACGCCACAGCUUUCAAUCAGUCCAUCGGCUCAUGGAGAGCAUCUUCUGUGGAACAUAUGCAGGAGAUGUUCAUGCAUGCAGGUGCUUUCAAUCAGCCCAUCGGCUCUUGGAACACCUCUUCUGUGACCAGCUUCGAAGGCAUGUUCGCUGGCGCUGUCGCUUUCAAUCAGCCCAUCGGCUCCUGGGAUACGUCCUCCGUUAUCGACAUGAGCGGCAUGUUCGCUGAGGCAGUCGCUUUCAACCAACCGGUUGGCUCAUGGGAUACCUCCAAGGUGAAGCAGAUGGACAGAAUGUUCAAUGGGGCGAAUGCCUUCAACCAGUCUCUCCAGUCCUGGAACACAGAUGCCAUCGCCACAGCGCAGGACAUGUUUUCACCCACAAGCAUGCCGUACAAAUGA